UCAGUUUCGCGGGAACUCCAGUGCAGGCUACUUUAGUUUUAUAGCGUUUCACAGGUUUUGAUAUAUAUACACAACAGUCAGGUGUUCAGGAUGCUGUUUCGUUUUGUCGUCGACCGAGGAGUGGGUAUAAGAAGAAGUAACGAUAAACACAGGGAUUAUCCGUUGUCAUCCCUGCUGGAGUGUUUUCAGUGUGUCCGUCAUGAUGAACACGUGUCUUACGGAGACUCGGGCGUCGCUGUUCCUCCUUUCGGAUGCACGUUCUCCACAGCUCCCGGACAGGGCAGCACGCUGGCUGUAGCGAACGAGGAAGGGGUUGUGAGCCUUUAUGACACUGAGAGACGCAGCACUGUACUGAAAGAAUGGCUGGCACAUGAUAACGCUGUGUUUGAUAUCGCCUGGGUUCCUGGAGCAAACAGCCUAGUGACAGCGUCAGGGGAUCAGACAGCCCGGCUGUGGGACGUGAUCUCCGGGGAGCUGCUGGGAAGCUUUAAAGGGCAUCAGUGCAGCCUGAAGAGUGUGGCCUUUCCCAAACAAGAGAAAGCUGUUUUCUGCACUGGAGGCAGGGACGGGAACAUCAUGCUGUGGGACAUGAGGUGUAGUAAGAAAGAUGGCUUCUACCGGCAGGUGAAACAGAUAAGUGGAGCUCAUAUGAAGAUGGAGAGAAACACACCGCAAACAAAGAAAAAACGAGUGACGUCUAGAGGAAUGGCUCCUUCUGUGGACUCUCAGAGGGGUGUGACGGCGGUUCUUUUCCGUGACGAAAACACGCUCAUCUCUUCAGGAGCCGUAGAUGGGACAAUUAAGAUGUGGGAUUUGAGAAAGAGUUACACAGCAUAUCAGCAGAACCCCACCCCACUCCAGAUCUAUCAGUACCCAGGAUCCUCCACACGCAAACUAGGUUAUUCAGGGUUGACGUUAGACUCUACAUGCUCCAGACUUUUCUGCAACUGCACAGAUGACAAUAUUUACAUGUUGGAUGUCAGUGGAUUGAAAACCGCGCCAGUGGCUGUGUUCAGUGGCCACCGUAACUCCUCAUUCUAUGUGAAGUCCAGCAUGAGUCCAGAUGAUCAGUUCCUGGCCAGUGGGUCGAGUGAUGGCCACGCUUAUAUCUGGAAGAUUUCUGAGCCAUCCCGGGCUCCUGUAAUGCUUCAGGGUCACAGUCAGGAAGUGACAUCGGUCACCUGGAGCCACUCUGAUUUUACAAAGAUUGCGACCUGCUCUGAUGAUAACACCGUGAGGAUCUGGAGGCUCUGCCGCAACAUAGAUGGAGAAUCCUCAGCAGGAGAUUUAAACCUUGUAGGCUGGGCACACCGCAAAAUCCAGACACCAUCCCGACCAUCAGGCUCCAUCCCUCUGUCUGAUAUAGUAACCCCGGUUCGCAACAGGUCAGGCAGCGAUGACUCUCUGUUGUCCCCUCAGCCUGGCUCAUGUGCCCCCAGUGGUGCAGACUUCCCUCUACCAUCUGUCACCUCCUCUCCGGCUGAUGCACCCUGCCCGUCCCAGACCAAAACUCUGCUCUCCAUCCCUGUCAUUAACACCCUCGGCUCUGAGAGGCGUGCCAAACGCCGCCUGGACACGAGCGAGACCGCAUCGGGGGAAGACGAGAGCGACGGAGUGUCCGAGCUCUAUCCAGACUGUAAGAGGAGUCGGGAGUCUGCGAGUGCUUUCUGCUCAUCAGCAGCAGAAGGAACAGAUCAGAAGGAAGAGGGGAUCAGCUCGUCUACACAGGCUGAUAAGGAGAACAGCUCACCGCUGAAGGCUGACUGGCUUUCUGCAAUGAGCCGAAAACUGAAACAGUCUCACAGCGGAGCUGCCUUAUCUAAAAGCCCUAAUGCAGGGAAGAGACAAGACUCGAGGACACAGUCCCUCUCUGCGCUGAGCUCUCCACAGUCUGUAAAGAAGGCGUCCUCCCCGCAGACGAAAAGAAUUUCCUCUCCAGCUUCUACGAAAAAGAUUUCUGCGUAUUUUCAGAAAACGCCACAGGACUGAUUUUCAUGCAUGUUUGCUUCCUUGGGGAAAAUCUGACCAAGGCUUGGACUUUUCUGCUUCCAGUGUUUGUGGAAGGAAAAAAAAAACUACACUAAGUUUUUAAGGAAAUAUCAAGCACACUGUUAUAAUGUGUGAAUUUUACCCUCAUCUUUUGUCUUUUAUCAAGGCAAACUUUAGAGGAAAUGUUUUUAUGCAACGGAUCGAAUUAUAUUUGAGAAUUCUAUAUAAAAGUCUGUGCGUUUAACUUUACCAUUCCUUGAAUCUGUUUGCAAAGUUGUCAUUAACUGAGUGUGUGAAAUGUGUGUUAUCAGUCAUGUUCAUAACACCUUUUUGUAUUAUAUAUAUUUUUUUAUUGGGUUUAUUGUAUUUUCCCUCUUCUAACUGUUGAAUAGUGUGUUGGUUUGAACCGGUGAUUAAAUGCAGGCACUCUGCACUCAGUAAAGACUUCCACUGGGUGAACUGAG
Hemibagrus wyckioides is the source of this 2453-nucleotide messenger RNA. RefSeq names its product denticleless E3 ubiquitin protein ligase homolog (Drosophila) (gene dtl). Lineage: Eukaryota; Metazoa; Chordata; Actinopteri; Siluriformes; Bagridae. Bases 91 to 1989 code for a protein of 632 amino acids. The record is from RefSeq and is a predicted model, not a curated record. Gene Ontology annotation, molecular function: protein binding; protein-macromolecule adaptor activity. The transcript has 15 exons. Gene Ontology annotation, cellular component: nucleus. Gene Ontology annotation, biological process: mitotic G2 DNA damage checkpoint signaling; proteasome-mediated ubiquitin-dependent protein catabolic process.